CCAAGGUCUGACGCACGGCUGAAAUGGCCAGGUACUUGUCCUUCUUCUUCUUUUCCUUCUCUUUCUCUUUUUAUCCUAUGGUUUUGUCUCAACUAUCCUCAAACCAAAGAACCACUAUGAUCAAUCUCUCCAAGAGUCUAAAUGUCACUAGCAUUUCAUGGGAUAUCAACGAAGAGCCAAACCCAUGUUUGUGGAAAGGAGUUAGCUGCAAUCCCCCUUCCAAUUCAUCUGUUAUCAAAAUUUCAUUAUCUGGGGUUUUUCUAUCUUCCUCAGAUUUUCUGCCCCUUGUUUGCCAGAUUGAGUCCUUGCAGAUUCUUGAUGUUUCAGAAAACCAUCUGAUCAAAAUCCCAUCUGGGUUUCUCUCAGAUUGUGGAGAACUUGAUGGGCUGAAGCUACUCAAUUUUAGCUAUAACAAUUUGGAGGGUUCUUUGCCUGUAUUUGUUGGUUUUGCUGGGUUGGAGUUCUUAGACUUGUCUCAUAAUAAGUUGAAUGGAACCAUUGAUUUAGAGUUAGAUGGGUUAGUUGGGCUCAGAAGCUUGAACCUUAGCGUGAACUAUUUCGCUGGCUCUGUUCCUAACCGUCUUGGAAAAUCCAAGGUCUUGAAGGAGCUUCAGCUUUCUAUGAAUAUGUUUCAGGGCAAAAUCCCCGUUGAUAUUGUGAGCUACCGCAAUUUGACUCUGAUUGAUUUUAGUGUAAAUUAUAUUUCUGAGUCUGUUCCUGACAGAAUUGGAGAGCUCUCCAAACUUGAGGUUUUGAUUCUGUCGUCCAAUAGUUUAUCUGGCGAAAUCCCACAAAGCCUUUCGAAUAUCACAAGCCUUACCCGUUUUGCUGCAAAUUCUAACAAAUUCAACGGUCCAAUUCCUGAGGGGAUUACAAAACAUCUGAGAAAUUUGGACCUAAGCUAUAAUACCUUAAGUGGGUCGAUUCCAUCGGAACUUUUGUCUCCAUUGAAUCUGCAGACUCUGGAUUUGUCUAAUAAUAGAUUAAAUGGUUCAAUUCCUGCGGGAAUUACAAAACAUCUGAGAAAUUUGGACCUAAGCUACAAUAGCUUAAGUGGUUCGAUUUCAUCGGAUCUUCUGUCCCCAUUGAAUCUGCAGACUGUGGACUUGUCUAACAAUGGAUUAAGCGGAUCGAUACCUACAGCUCUUUCUCCGAGCUUGGUCAGAUUGAGAUUGGGAAGCAAUUCACUUGAUUAUGUAAUUCCAACUGCGGCCAUUGCCACACUCCAAAACUUAACUUACUUGGAGCUGGAAAACAAUGCAUUGACCGGAUUGAUUUCUCCUGAAUUGGGUUUUUGCCAGAAUUUGAUGCUGUUGAAUUUGGCUGGGAAUCAGCUCUCCGGGUCUCUGCCAAUGGAGUUGGGUAAGCUUAGCCAUCUUCAAGUCUUGAAACUUGAACUUAACCUUUUCACUGGACAAAUCCCAAUUCAAAUUGCUCAAAUGUCGAAGUUGUCGAUUCUGAAUAUCAGCUGGAAUUCUCUGAAUGGUUCAAUACCACCUUCGGUUGCGAGCCUGAAGAAUCUCAUUAACAUGAAUUUACAAGGCAACAAUCUCAGUGGUUCGAUACCGGAAAAUAUUGGCUCCAUGACUUCUCUGAUGGAACUCCAACUUGGAGAAAAUCACUUGAGCGGUGACAUUCCAAGCAUGCCAACUACUCUGCAGAUUGCUUUGAAUCUCAGCAGCAAUCGUUUUAAAGGAGAUAUUCCGGUAACUCUUGCCAAGCUCACGGGAUUAGAAAUUCUGGAUCUCUCAAAUAACAAAUUCUCAGGUGAGAUACCCACAUUUUUUGGGCAGUUGGGAGCCUUGACGCAGUUGAUACUUUCCAACAAUAAGCUUUCUGGAGAAAUUCCAAAAUUUGGUUCUUGGGUCUUCGUCAACACAAGUGGAAAUGAGGGUUUGACAAAUACCAGUCACACAGAACCACCAAGAACUUCACCCAAAUCGGAGAAGGCGAAAAUGUCAUGUGCUGAGAUAAUUUUUCUUGCAGUUGUAGCAGCUGUUUUUGCUGUCGGAGGAUUCACCAUCCUUGCUAUAUCACUAUUAGGAUACAAAUUGGUAAAAAAAAAGAAACUGAUUGCUCUUUAGGCGAUGAUGUGAAUUCUUUUACCUUUGCUUUUUACAAGAAAAUGUUUUGUUAUUAUUUUUCACACA
Molecule: messenger RNA, 2150 nt
Organism: Prunus dulcis (almond)
Lineage: Eukaryota; Viridiplantae; Streptophyta; Magnoliopsida; Rosales; Rosaceae
Product: leucine-rich repeat receptor protein kinase EMS1-like
Exons: 2
Coding region: 24-2084 (686 amino acids)
Molecular function (GO): protein binding
Source: RefSeq, a predicted model, not a curated record